This is a messenger RNA of Eruca vesicaria subsp. sativa (arugula), 804 nucleotides long. The record is from the annotation of a GenBank genome assembly. Lineage: Eukaryota; Viridiplantae; Streptophyta; Magnoliopsida; Brassicales; Brassicaceae.
AUGAGUUCAUCUGAAAAAUUGACGUUAUCUGGUGAUUCCAACUCGAAGAAAGCAAAAGACGAAGCGUCGAUAAAACUCAUCGGGAAAAGGGGUGUGUCUUUCGGUCUCUCCAUCGGCGUUAAGGGGAAAGAUGUUGCCUCCUCCGGCAUCAGAGGAAAAGCCAUUGUCUCCGACAACGAGCCUUAUCACUAUCUACUAGGACGCCUUCUCAGGUCUUCAUGGACAGUGAUGUUGAAGAAACCCGUUGCUUGGUUUGAGUGCACAACAACUAUUGAUAAUGUUGUGCACGGUUCUAAGUGGUAUUAUAUAGGCUGUGGUGUUUGCCAUACAAAGGAAAUCAAAGGGCCUACAACGCUAAUGUCUAAAAAAUGUGGGAAGAGUGAAAUUUUUGGAGUGGCACAGCACCUGUCGAAGAUUUCUGUGUAUGACAACAAUGACCAAGCCGUCUUUGUUCUCCUUGGUGAUGCUGGUCAGGAGUUGACCGGAAAGAAAGCAUCUGAGUUGGUUGAGCACUAUACGAGUGUAGGCGAUGAUCACAUUGUUCCGGUACCUCAAGCUCUGAUUGAUACCAUUGGGCAGACAAGAGUUCAUUGUGAAGGUAUCAAACACAAUUUCACCGGCAAGAUCCAGACUCUCACUAUCACAAUGGUGCUCCCUCUUGAAGACCCAGAAGCUGAAGGCAACUUAGGAGAAAACGUAAAGGAGGAACCUGUCGAUGAUAAAGAGGAACCUGCAGAUGAUUCGUUGAAGAGGAGUUCUGAUGGGAUUGCAACAGGAGAGACCAAGCGUGCCAAAUGUGGCUAA